AUGACGGUGAACACACCGUCUCCUGGCCGGGCUCGCGCAGGCAAAAGGGGUCCGACGCCACAUCUGAACGCGACAUUGGAGCUCGGCGACCGCGUCCAGACCCUGGUCAAGGAAGGUGAAGUCGAGAUAAAUGGACAUGAGCUUGACAUCGCCACCGUCGUGGCAGUUUCGAGAUUUGGUUGCAAGCCGUUCAUUGAGCAAACACCCAAGCUCGUGGACAACAUUGAAGCAGGACAGGACAUCCUGGAAGCUCAUCUCGAGAGCGGAAGCAAGCUCUAUGGCAUCAACACCGGCUUUGGAGGCAACGCGGACCUUCGCACCAACGCGUUGGUGGCUCUUCAACGGGCUUUGAUCCAACAUCAACAAUCUGCUGUCCUCACCGGGCAAGACCUUGGAGCAGGAUGUGAUGGCCAAGGAGAGACCACGUCUCACUCCAUGCCCUCUGGCUGGGUCAAAGGUGCCAUGUUGAUAAGGUGCAACACCAACAUUCGUGGCCACUCUGCCAUCAGCCUGCAAGUCGCCGACACUCUUGUUGAAUUCGUCCGGAGAGACAUGACGCCCGUUGUCCCCUUGAGAGGCUCGAUUUCCGCGUCUGGUGACCUCAUGCCACUCUCAUACAUUGCCGGAGCCUUGCAAGGAAAUCCUGACACUUUCGUCCGCACUGGCAAAGGUAAGGACUCCAAGGUGGUGAACGCUCGCGAGGCGUUCAAAGAAAUCCAGCGGCUCAACGUGGAAGAGGCAAAGCAUGGGAAGCAGCUGGUCAAUGGUAGAAGCAUUGAAUAUUCGCCCGUCGUCCUUGGGCCGAAGGAAGGACUGGCGCUGGUCAAUGGCACCGCGCCCUCUGCCGCCGUCGCGUGCCUUGCGAUGUAUGAGGCGAACCACCUUGUGGUUCUCUCACAGCUCAUCACCUGUCUCACCUCUGAAGCUCUGGCUGGAAACGUCGAAUGGACUCAUCCGUACAUUGCAGAAAUCCGCCCUCAUCCAGGUCAGAUUGAAGUCUCGCAGAAUCAACGCUCUUUCUUCGAAGGCUCCAAGCUCGUCGAUGGCCUCGACCAUGCAAAUCGGUACAAGGAAGGCAUCGUGCAGGAUCGAUACUCCACAAGAACCUCCUCCCAGUGGGUUGGUCCCCUGCUGGAAGAUUUGCUUCACGCAUGCGAGCAAUUGAAGGUCGAGCUGAACUCGACGACCGACAACCCGAUUGUCGAUCUCAAGGCCCGCGAGAUCCACUGCGGAGGCAAUUUCCAGGCCACGACGGUGACAAUGGUCGCCGAGAGGAUUAGGCUUUGCCUGCAGAUGAUCGGCAAGAUGCUGUUCGCCCAGACGAGCGAGCUGGUCAACCCGGCCUUCAACAACGGGCUGCCACCAAACCUUGCCCCGGAUGACCCCAGUCUCUCCUUCUGCGCUAAGGGAGUCGACAUCAACAUGGCGGCAUAUCAAUCAGAGCUGGCGUUCCUGGCCAACCCGGUCAGUUCUCACGUGCAGUCGGCGGAGAUGCACAAUCAGGGCAUCAACUCUCUCGCCUUGGUUUCGGCCCGUUACGCGAUGCAGAGCGUCGAGAUUGUCCAGCUGAUGUCGGCUUCGGCGAUCUGGGUCGGACUCCAGGGCGUCGAUCUUCGUACCAUGCACAUGACAUUCCUAGCGCAGUUCAAAGACGUUGCCAAAGCAGCCAUCGCUCAGACAUUUGAAAGCUGGGCGGGAAACGACGGGGUGCAGCUGUUGACAGGCGAGAUAUGGGCAGCGAUCCGUAAGACUUGGUACGCGACCGCGAACAGCGACGCAGUGGAUCGAUGUGAGCAAGUCGCAAAGGCCACGGUCGAGCCAAUCUUGAACGCUCUUGAUCAAUUACCACUCCACCACCACGGAUGUCACCCUGAGCGAUUCGCACGAGAGCACAAGGCCUGGGUCAAGACUCUGCAGAAGAUCAUGUACAAUUCGUUCCUGCUCCACCGCGCCAGCUUCUUCGACCAUCCCACAACGCCCGAGUACCUCGGCAAAGGCACGAAAGUCCUCUAUCGCUUCGUGCGCGAGGAGCUGGGCGUGCCAUUCUACCGCGGCCAGGUUGAAGAUCCUGUCCUGUCGCAGGCGCUGAACGAGCGGCCGGUCAAGACGAUCGGGUCCUGGAUCUCGGUCAUCUAUGCGGCGCUGAGGGACGGGAGCCUGUACAGUGCCGUGUUGAAACCCACUCAGAAGGCCGCCGUCACUAGCACCGCCACCACCACGACCACUGCGACCGCCGUGGACGGAUCGAGAGUGGACUUGCCGACAGGGAAGUAG
Molecule: messenger RNA, 2274 nt
Organism: Cladophialophora psammophila CBS 110553
Lineage: Eukaryota; Fungi; Ascomycota; Eurotiomycetes; Chaetothyriales; Herpotrichiellaceae
Product: phenylalanine ammonia-lyase
Exons: 3
Coding region: 1-2274 (757 amino acids)
Biological process (GO): L-phenylalanine catabolic process
Cellular component (GO): cytoplasm
Molecular function (GO): ammonia-lyase activity
Source: RefSeq, a predicted model, not a curated record